This is a messenger RNA of Erigeron canadensis, 3585 nucleotides long. Its product is annotated as kinesin-like protein KIN-14I. The coding region runs from base 335 to 3334 and encodes 999 amino acids. The record is from RefSeq and is a predicted model, not a curated record. The transcript has 19 exons. Gene Ontology annotation, biological process: microtubule-based movement. Gene Ontology annotation, molecular function: microtubule binding; ATP binding; microtubule motor activity. Lineage: Eukaryota; Viridiplantae; Streptophyta; Magnoliopsida; Asterales; Asteraceae.
GUGCGUAUAAAGCACAGAGGAAGAGAGAGAGAGAGAGACAGCGAAAAAGGAAAAUGGCGAAUUGUGUAUUGUUGUAACCUCUGUUUUAAAAAGCACGCAUUCUUCACUGCCCCCACCAUUUUCUCUCUAUAUCACUCUUUCUAUCUCUAUAAUAAUAUACAUUUACUUUUUAUCACUCACACAUGUUCUGUCUAUAACUUCCUUUCCCCUUGGAGAUUUUUAUUUAUAUGUAUAAUAAUAUAAAAUCAGAAUGAAUUAAGCAAGAAUUUUGAUUAUAGAUAUAGCAAUUGAUGUGUAUAUGUAUUGAGUAUUUGAAAAGUGAAGGCGGUUAGUGAUGGCAACUGAUACUGCAUUGUCGUUUUCGGUUGCUUCUGUUAUGGAAGAUGUUCUUCACCAACACGGUAAUUUACCUCGUGAUCUCGACUUGGAUUCUCGUCGAGCCGAAGAAGCUGCAACGAGAAGGUAUGAAGCUGCGGGUUGGCUAAGAAAAACGAUUGGAGUUGUUGGGGCAAGAGAAUUGCCUGCACAGCCUUCUGAGGAGGAAUUUAGGCUUGCUUUGAGAAGUGGACUGAUUCUGUGUUACGCGAUCAAUAAGGUUGAACCAGGAGCUGUGUCUAAGGUGGUUGAAAGUCCAUGUGAUUCGGGCGUUGUGCCUGAUGGAGCAGCUUUAUCCGUUUUCCAGUGUUUUGAAAAUGUCAGAAAUUUUUUGGUAGCUGUUGGGCAAAUGGGACUGCCUACCUUUGAGCCAUCUGAUUUGGAACAAGGAGGCAAGUCAUCAAGAAUUGUCAAUUGUGUUCUAGCGCUAAAAUCCUUUAGUGAGUGGAAACAAACAGGUGGUAACGGGGUUUGUAAGUUUGGUGGAAAUGUGAAACCGUUCACAUCUGGCAAGAACUUCCUACGCAAAAAUUCAGAACCGUUCAAAACCUCCUUACCGAGAAAUAUUUCGAUGAAUGAAUCACCAAUGAAUGCGCAGUUAAGCGAGGCUGAGAAUAACAAAAUGCCUAGUUCAUCCUUAAAUAAGCUUGUUCGUGAAGUUCUAUCAGAUAAGAAACCGGACGAAGUUCCCAUUCUCGUAGAAUCCGUGCUAAGUAAGGUCAUGGAAGAGUUUGAACAUCGCAUUGCUAAUCUUGAACUGAAAAAUGCAGCUGCUAAAGAUACCCCUACUGAAAACAGGACUCAUGUAAACCAAACUUUUGAUGAUAUGAAGAUGGAAGCCAAAAAAUUCACACCUUUAAAGAAAGAUCAGAACUUACAUAUGAACUCUAUCUCGGAUGAAGAAAAGAAAAGUAGACAUCUGAAAUAUCAAAUGGCUUUUGGUAUACAAGAAAGAGAUAUCAAGAAACUGAAACAAACUAUCUCUACCACAAAAGCUGGGAUGCAGUUCAUGCAAAUGAAAUUCCAUGAAGAAAUUCAGAAUCUCGGUCUGCACAUUCAUGGUCUCGCCAGUGCUGCUUCGGGAUAUCAUAGAGUUCUUGAGGAAAACCGAAAGCUAUAUAAUCAGGUCCAAGAUCUUAAAGGAAAUAUUAGAGUUUAUUGUCGGGUGAGACCCGGAAGAUUGGACUCCAAGAGUGUCGUGGAUAACAUCGAAGAAGGAACGAUUACCAUUGACGCCCCAGCAAAGUAUGGAAAAGGAUGCAGAUCAUUCUCUUUUAACAAAGUAUUUGGUCCCUCGGCAACCCAAGCGGAGGUUUUUGCAGAUACUCGACCUCUCAUUCGCUCUGUUCUUGAUGGCUAUAAUGUAUGUAUAUUUGCAUAUGGUCAAACUGGAUCCGGGAAAACACAUACAAUGACAGGACCAAAGGAUCUUACAGAGAACAGUCGAGGAGUUAAUUAUAGGGCAUUAAGUGACUUGUUUCUUCUCGCAGAACAGAGGAAAGAUACCCUUCAAUAUGAUGUCUCUGUUCAAAUGAUUGAGAUUUAUAAUGAGCAAGUUCGGGAUCUGCUUGUUACCGAGGGUUUAAACAAAAGAUUAGAAAUUCGUAACAAUUCUCAGAAUGGAUUCAAUGUUCCAGAUGCUAGCCUGGUUCAUGUUGCAUCAAUGUAUGAUGUUAUUGAUUUAAUGAACCUUGGGCAACGAAAUCGUGUUGUCGGUGCAACUGCUCUCAAUGAUCGUAGCAGUCGCUCCCACAGUUGUUUGACUGUACAUGUCCGAGGGAGAGAUCUAACAUCUGGAGCUGUUCUCCGUGGUUGUAUGCAUUUGGUUGAUCUAGCAGGGAGUGAAAGGGUGGACAAAUCUGAAGCGACUGGAGACAGAUUGAAAGAGGCACAGCAUAUCAACAAAUCUCUUUCAGCAUUAGGAGAUGUGAUUUCAUCUCUUGCCCAAAAGAAUUCACACGUGCCUUACAGAAACAGCAAACUUACUCAGCUACUUCAAGAUUCACUUGGAGGGCAGGCAAAGACACUGAUGUUUGUUCACAUAAGCCCAGAACUGAAUGCUGUUGGAGAAACACUUAGCACACUUAAGUUUGCUGAGCGGGUUGCAACUGUCGAACUAGGUGCAGCGCAAGUACAUAAAGAUAGUUCAGAUGUAAAAGACCUCAAGGAACAGAUUGCCAAUCUCAAGGCGGCUCUGGCAAAGAAAGAAGAGGACCAAGAGGGCAUACAACAUAAAGUAUCCGGAAGUCCAGGUUGCAAGCUACCAUCCCGUUCCCCUCAUAACUUACAUUGCACAGAUUCCUACCCUGAGCCAAAGAGUCACAAGAAACCCAGGGCAGAUGUAGGCAAUACUGAGAUAGGAAAAAAAUCUAGGUUAAGGCAGAAGACACAAAGCUUUGAUUUAGAUGAAUUAUUAGCAAAUUCACCCCCAUGGCCUCCCGUAAGCAGUCCUGGCGAAACGUAUCUAGAGGAAGAUAGAGACAUGAACUCUGGUAACUGGGUUGAUAAGGUAAUGGUAAACAAGCAAGAUCUUGCACGCUGCUGGGAAGCAGAAAAUGCUGUGAUUUCUGAUACAUUUUACCAAAAGUAUGUCCUGGAUUCUUCCAAAUUAUAUUCGGAACAGACCUAUACCACAUUUGAAGGUGGAAAUGGCUAUGACAUUGCGACUACUGAUGGUGUGGAUGAACUUGAUGCUGCCACUAGCGACUCAUCUGAACCUGAUCUGCUUUGGCAAUUCAAUCAAUCUAAACUUCCGACAAUGUCAAGACUUAACAACUCGAAUGCAAAGGUAGCAAAGACAACAAAGACCCCAGAUCAAAGCAGAUCAACAAUUCCGAGACUUGGGCUUUCACCUUCUCAGAAAGUAACCAAUCUUAGUAGCCACCCUCAGGCUCCACAGCGAGGUGGGAGGCUUGUAACUGCUGUUGAAAUGAAGAAGAGAAAUGGGAACAGGAAGUAGCAGUGAAGGAUAACAUUCCUUGGUUUUUUAUUUUAUUUUAUUUUUUUACAUUUUUUCCACAUAGAGAGUGAGUGAGUGAUGAGAGGGCUUACAUACAAGUUAAAUGUUGAUUAUUAUUAUUUUUUUAUAUAUUUUUGGUUUCAUGAAAUGUGAGAUACAUGUAAAUGCCGAAACAAUACUAGUUGUUUGUAUCUGUUUGCUACUGAGGUCAUCUUGACCAAAAAAAAGAAGAGAAAAGCCUAUAUUAUUCA